AUGUCUCGGCCAUCGUCAAGCGUCUCUCCGAGAAGAAGACCACUCCAUGAACGCACACCAUCACAGACAAAUUCAAACGAGGCCUCACCAGGUCGAAGAAGCAAGAGAAGAGACGAUAUUGAUUUCUACUCCUCCACACCUUAUCCCACAAAACCGGCUCAGGUACUCUUACCCCGUCCGGGGAUUGGCCAAGAUUAUGCGCUUCACGGCGCUUACGGGGUUUCAGAUGUAUCAUUAGUCUCGACUGAAACAGAUCAUACGGCAACGGCGCCGGUUAAUGUCGUGGAUCAUGCUGAGCAUCAGCGCCGCGAUGUUAGUGGGAGUAGUACGUGGGAUUUUUCAUCAUCUGUUGAUUUGGGCUAUUCGUCUCAAGUUUGGGAUAAUGAUCCGCAGUCUAGUUUGUCAUCGUUUCCUACGCCACUAAUACCUUCAGACGACGACAACUAUGAUGCGGGCGGUGUUGAUGUUGCAUAUGAGGAUAAGGCGACGUCCCGAUUACAGACUGGAAUGCAACAGCAACAGCAACAGUACCAUCACGAUAUAUAUGGCGGCGAAUUUACUGAGGACAUUCUGAGGGAACCUGAAGAUGAACAUGAAGAUGAAGAGGAUGUAAUCGCCCUCCCCGGACCUCCCAGAGCUUCAAUCAAACCUGUACGGGAUUCGUCGCCAGCAAACGAGUCAGUCGAAGAAUAUUCAUCUUCUUCAGAGAACUUUGUCACCUACGACCAAACAUCAAGCCCUAACGUGGUACCAAUUGGUGCACCUUCAAGUCCGAAUUUUGUAUCAUUAGGAAGCUCAAGUCCAAACCUGGUCACAUACGGAAGCUCAUCACCAGUGGCCGGGGGAAUGAAUCACCGUUCUGAUUCAACUUCUUCGUCUUCUAAUUCUAUGGGCACAGUUAUUCAUAGACACAACAAUGCCACGGGGUGGCCAAUCCCUGUGUCAGCAGGUGCUUCGUCACAGCCUGCGUCAUUUACCUCGAGUCCACCUGAGCAACUUCUUCGAGGGUAUCAAUCGGCUUCUUCUUUGGCACUAUCCGGUGGUGAAACACAAUUAUCGCGAUCAAGAACUACAUCUACAGGCAGUGGCCGAUCUGAUAAAUCGUUGAGUGAUACGGCGUCGGCGGUGGUCCAGUACCCUCAGAUUCGUGCGCCAUCUUAUGCAAGCUCUUACGCUGAAUCCUCGAUUCAACCAGCACCCUUACAAGUCAGACGCCCUUCACGAAGCAUAUCAGAGCGCUCAGUCACACGAUGGAACCCGACUCUUUCUCCGGUCCCGGCUCAAUCUGUGCCGGAUCCAUCAACCCCUGCAAGUGAUGCCAACGCUGAAAGGAAACAAGGUCUAGGAUUGAUAAGCGCCAGCAAAUCCGCAUCCACAAUCUGGCGCGUGGAAGAGAACGAUGAACAUCUCGACAGUGUAUCAAACUUACCACGAUCAACACUCCGCCACAUCCCAUCGUCAUUGAUUGGCAGCACCGAGUCACGACCUGGAUCUAGUUCCAGUACAAACGGGUUUUUGAACGUACUCCCCAACUGGGUUCGACUAUACUACCUAGGCAAUAACAGCCAACUCGUACAAAAUGCAGCCAUGUCAAUACUCGAGUCUAGUCGACCUUCAACCGCGGCUUCUCGUCCGCCGUCUCCUCAUCGGUAUAUCAGCCAGAACCCAAAUCCUAUAGGCGCUGUCUCUCGUCCACGGCGUCAUCCUUCUAAUGAGAAGGCAGUACCAGCUCCUAUCCGAGUGGUUUCCGAUCACCCAGCUGAUCCGCGAAGUCAUUGGAAACCUAUGCCCGAAGAGCAGCAGCAACAACAAGACCAAAUCGAGGAAUCCGCCGAAGCGACUGGAGGAAACACAUCCACUCAACGCCCCUUCGCAAAAGCAUCUUCACCACAUCUACACCCGGAUAAAAGCCAUCCAAAUCCGCGUUACACCUGGGUUGCACCAUCCCUCGAUUCAAGACAAGAACCAACCCUUGGACGCCGCAAUAUCCAAAAAUACGCCUUUUGUCUCGGGUUCGUGUUUCCAUUGAUGUGGAUCAUAGCUGCUUUUCUGCCCUUACCCCCACAACCAAAACCAAUAGACGAAGAGCAGCAGGAUGCAGUCGUAUCUCAGCCCGGUGCACAAUAUCGAAUUGCGCAGUACGAGAAGAAGCGGUAUCAGAAUGCUCGGUGGUGGAGGAAUGUAAAUCGCGUGAUGAUUCCGGUGGGGAUUUCGAUUAUUGCUAUUAUUGUUGUUCUAGCAGCUGUUGGAACAACAGUUGGUUUAUAAAUUGCUUUGCAUCUCAUCGACCAACGACAUUACACACUCAUUGGUCUUCGAUUCAUCCACAUACUUCAGCACAUUGACGACAGACAUUUAUACAUGAUUUAUUUCUGACAUAUUUAUAUUCACAUUUAUCUCAACAUUUAUUCAUUUCACAUACGAUCCUUGCAACGACUCGACAAUUCUUUUCGACUUGGUUCGCGCAGCCCAUUUCCAUACGGCUACCUCUUCUCUUCUUCUGUACGACUAAAUGACUUUAACGUGUAUAUAUGAUUGACAUGUCCAUUCGUCCAUUCGUCGCGUCUAGUUUGACUUUUUACAUUACGUACUGUCAUUGCCAUUUUUUGAUCGAAUUACACUUGUUGUUUUCCUCCCCUUUUUGUCUGCUUUUUGUUUCUUCAAUGAAGUGGAUUCCCAACCUUUUGAAUCGGUUUGGCUCUUUUAUAUGUUUCACACUUGGUAUAGACUGAUAUAUAUGUAUAUAUAUAUAUUUUGAUUCUUUCCUUGG
Messenger RNA from Talaromyces stipitatus ATCC 10500, 2770 nucleotides. RefSeq names its product serine-rich protein, putative. The record is from RefSeq and is a predicted model, not a curated record. The coding region runs from base 1 to 2268 and encodes 755 amino acids. Lineage: Eukaryota; Fungi; Ascomycota; Eurotiomycetes; Eurotiales; Trichocomaceae. The transcript is spliced from 2 exons.